CCCGGAUGGCCCAAGUUCCAGUGUUUUUUGCCUGUUGUUUCGAUUAAUUAUAAUUUUGUGUAGGAAAAUGCACCACAAAAGCACAAUAUCACCUGAAACAAUAUGCAUCUUAAGACGUGGAUCGUGCAUCAUUAAUCUUGGGACCGUCUUGCAGAGGGGCCCCGUUGAUAUUGUGCUUACAUGUUGCUUGUAAAAGGGGCUCCAGGCAAAAUCUAAUCAAGCUUUCAUGUGAACUCUGCUGUGUUCACUUUACUUAAUGAGUAAAAUUGUCACUUUCUGUAGUGAAUAAGGACUGUUGAUAGCCGUUGAUAGCAAAAAGCAAUCGAGCGUUGUGCACUCGAGCAGCCUUUAAGCAAACGAGGGAUAGGAAGAUGGCAUCCACCGACCAACCUGACCCACCAACACAGCCUGGCCUUCCACCUGGAGAUGAUGCAGCAGCUCCCCCUAGAGAAGCACUGAUUACCACUGCUAUAAAAUUUCUACAGAACCCAAAGGUGCGUCAGAGUCCCUUGGCCACCAGAAAAGCCUUCCUGAAGAAAAAAGGGCUGACGGAUGACGAGGUAGAGUUGGCCAUCCAGCGCUCUGGUAGCACAGAAGAAGUCCUGCCACUGAGCCCCGUGCAGCCCCCACUUCCACUCCAUGCAACUCAGCUGGCUCCUGCACCACACAUUCCAGCAGGCUACAGAUGGAGAGACUAUGGUGCCCUCACCAUCAUUAUGGUGGGCAUCGCCUUUGGCUUUCAUCAGCUUUACAAAAAAUACAUCCUUCCCCUCAUUAUGGGCAGCCGAGAGGACAAGAAGCAUCUGCAGAGGAUGGAGAGCAACAUUGCAGCAAUGAGUGGCACGCUGACACAGACAGUCAGCCAGCUGCAGCAGACCCUGGUCUCCGUCCAAGAGCUCCUGAUCCAGCAGCAGCAGAGAAUCCAGGAGCUCUCUCAGGAACUGGCUGCAGCAGAGGCAUCAUCUUCAACCAGCCGUGUCCUGGACAACCAAACAGUUGGAGAGCUGAAGGCUGAGAUCCUCUCUUUGAAGGGCUUACUGCUCAGCAGGAAACAAUUCCCUUCCACUCCCACUAUUCCUAAGAUCCCCUCGUGGCAGAUUCCUCUAAAGCCGCCUUCAGGUUCUGGCUCGCCAUCAGUCAACCACACCAACAGCAGCAGCGACAUCUCCCCUGUCAGUAACGAGUCCGCCAACUCCUCCCCUGUCAGAGAUGGACACCACAGCCCCCAGGAUGCACUGGGGGGACCUGAUGGAGCUCAUGAUAUCAACGGAGAUGCCGGCACUUUGGGUCUCGUCGCAACACUGCCCCUGGACCUAAAGGACCAGGUCCGCAUGGAGGUGCAAGGGGAGGAGGAGAAGAAGGAGGAAGAGGAGGAUGAUGUCAGCCACGUAGAGGAGGAGGAGGGGAGGGAGGAGGAGGAGGACGGUCUAAGCAUGCAGACAGAGGAUCGGCGAGGUGGGGAUGGACAGAUUAACGAACAGGUGGACAAACUGAGGCGGCCCGAAGGUGCCAGCAAUGAGAGUGAGGUGGAUUAACAGUAGAAAGCACAAAAACACUCUCCAAACACAGCUUCUCAUCUCUGCUGACAGCUUUGUUUCAUUCUGCUCCUCUCUGCUCGCACUGAUUCUGUCUUUUUAUUUUUUAAAUCCAUUUUCACUGUCUGUUUCCACUUGUUUCUGUAACAUCUUAAUCUUGAGCAAAAUGAGGAGUAGGCUUGGGUGUGAGAAGACUCAAAACUGACAAAUAUUGGAGUGUCUAGUUCAGGGUGGGAAAUUAGCACCAGCCAAAUGCUGGUAAAAUAUGAAAGUGAUUGAAAGUGAUGAAAGUAGAUUUCGGACAGAUAAAUGUUCAAAAAUUCACUAGCUACUCAAUAGUAAAUCAUUAUUUUCUGUCAGUGGCUGGUAGAUGAUUUAAAACAUUUCCUUGCUAGCUUACCUCAAUGUACUUUUCAUCAUGCAAACUAAAUGACUGCAUGCCGAGCCAAGUACCAUGUUGUGACAUUUCGUUGAAGGGAGAAAUGAUGAGCAAUAGUCAAAUCAGAAUGACUUAAAAAGGAUAACCAUACUAACCGUAUGACUUACUGCUUUUAAUUUUCAUCAUUUGAUCAGAUAAUUCACAGCUUUGCCUUGGUGUCCUUGUAGACUAGGGCUCUUGCAGACCAAAGAGGCAGUGCUGCACAGAAUAGCUCCCCUGUAUAGUGCAGCUGUAGGUCAGGAGUCAUAUGUUGCUACUUCAGUUUCAAAGUUACUGUGAGCUUCAAGAGAAGCGUUUGCAGACUUUGUCUCCCUGUUGAUGGCAAUAGGAGAGGACAAGCUCUUCCAGGGCCGGAGCUUUUAGCCUCUUUUUGUGUCCUUUCGCAUUGGUGUCAGUCUGUCAAUAAUUCACAAGGCCAGCAGGGUGGCAUUUGGGUGAAAUAAAAGCCCUGAAAUUCGAGAUUAGAAUGUGAUGACGGGCUUUGUUCCAUGCUGGUGUCAGAGUGCUCAUAUGCUCAAAGGAGGGGAAGAUAAAUGUUUUUUCCCCCGCUUUCCUUUUUCACUGAGGGCUGAAUUGUGCAUCUUUCAAGUGUGUGUGUGCAUGGCAGGCAAGAAAACCCAGACUGUCUGCUGAGCUGUAUCUGUGUCUCCAGCAGGGCAGCUGAUUUGGUUUGUGAAGUAUGUUAAUAAUCAAAUGAUCAACAAAUAACAGAUGUAUUAGUUCAUGCAGCUUGAAAUGUCAAGGAGGCUAAAAGCGGAAAUCUAAUACAGAAAGCCCAGUUGCAUUGUAUUAUUUUCCGUGACAAACCCUCCGGUCCAAAUUAUGUAGGGCCUCCUACAGUGAGUAAUCUUUACAGAAAACGGCGCCAAUAUUUCGUAAUUAAGCUGCAGUAAGACAACGAGGGCUGCCACAGAUGGAAGUUGCAGAACUUGUAUCACUUUUUUUCCUCCGUGUGGAGGUGGAUGGGGGAAGUUUAAAAAAAAAAUUGCCCCAUGAUUGAAAAGGAAAGUAAUAAAUGAAUACUUGACUUAUUGAAUUACUCACUCUGUCUCCAGCUAACAAGAAGAGUCGAUGAGUGAGAAGAAGGGAUAUCAGCUCUCGUGCCAUUUUCACCUCCAUCACAUGGCCUUGAUAGGAACACAGAAAAGGUAGAGGGGCACUGCACAUUUCACUGUGGCACCGGUCCUAACCUACAAAUUAUGUUUGGUUAUGUUGAUUGUUUUUAUGUUAAAAGUGUCGAAUGAUCAGACAACAACAUUGCAGUAUACUGUAAACUAUAUAUUUUUGAUUUAUUUUAAAUGAAUUUGUAUGGAUGAAUACGGUUGGUUAAAGAAGUACAGAAUCAAGAGGUGUAACCUAUGCUUAGUCACUGUAGUUUCAGUGAUUAGUUCUCUCUGUAACCUGCUGAUUACUGUCUGAAUUUCAGCCAAAAGUGUACAUAAGUAUAAUAAAUUUGGUUUGUCUCAA
Molecule: messenger RNA, 3441 nt
Organism: Siniperca chuatsi (mandarin fish)
Lineage: Eukaryota; Metazoa; Chordata; Actinopteri; Centrarchiformes; Sinipercidae
Gene: pex14
Product: peroxisomal biogenesis factor 14
Exons: 9
Coding region: 372-1535 (387 amino acids)
Biological process (GO): protein import into peroxisome matrix, docking
Cellular component (GO): peroxisomal membrane; peroxisomal importomer complex
Molecular function (GO): signaling receptor binding
Source: RefSeq, a predicted model, not a curated record